This is a messenger RNA of Fulvia fulva, 960 nucleotides long. RefSeq lists its product as uncharacterized. The record is from RefSeq and is a predicted model, not a curated record. Lineage: Eukaryota; Fungi; Ascomycota; Dothideomycetes; Mycosphaerellales; Mycosphaerellaceae. The coding region runs from base 1 to 960 and encodes 319 amino acids. The transcript has a single exon.
AUGGCGCUUCCAGCACAAGCCGACUUCCUUGCGAACCUCGCCGCCGACAAGUGCCCAAUUUGCUACGAGCCAUUUGUUGUGCCGAUCAAAACCGAAUGCGGCCAUUCAUUCUGUAUGAAGUGCGCUAAAGAGUGGUUUACUACUGCGCGCACUUGUCCUUCCUGCCGCACGCCCUUGUAUAAGAAGCCAGAAGAUUGGGAAGACUCGGACUCAGACGAGGGCGAGGAUAUCGAGAGCUCGGAGGAAAUCGUAGACGAAGAAAUUCAAGUCGCUCCACGUACGUUGACAGUCAUACCAGACACUGAUGGACCACUCAUCUACGACGACUGGAUCCAUGUGGAGCUACUGGACGCCGAGGAGAACUUGGAGGUGAAUUUGGACGACGACCUUUUCCGUGAGACAUUAGUGAGCCUCUGCUUCACCGAAGAGGACCAUAAGCACUUCUGGGAGGCAAGACCUGACUGGGACGACCCAAUUCUGAUCACACGUCUGCAUCUUCGCUCCCAGACCAUUGCCGCCAUAGUCCGGCUCACGCCUGACUUUGAGAGCGCCAUUGAAGCACGGCUCAACUUCAGAGAGGCAUGUUGUUGGUCAGGUUGGGCGGAGGCGGGUCGAUAUGUUCUGGCAAAGCUGUCUGAGCUGUGGGACGAGUGGCCAGAGCAGACUGCACGGGCUCUUUAUGGCGAUCUUUCUUCCGGAUGGCUGCAGCAUCUGGAAGUCGUGGGUCUCCCUUUGCCGAAGUACGACGAGAGGUGCGAGACCUGGGGAACCUUUGAGCAGAACGUGGACCAGCUCUUCACUCAAGUGGUCAUAUUUGCUCAAGAGACCGCGAGGAGAUACUCGAAUGCUCGGAACAGGUCAAGCUUGCCGACAGUCGAUUGUCGGGGUCAUGAUCGGGAAGAAGAGUUCGAGCACCAGGAAGAGGAAGGAGGGUUGGUACGAUGCCGAGGAGUCUUGUGA